AUGGACGUUUCCGACAGCCCUGAGCGAAACCCCUGCUCUCCUGAGGAAGACCAGCAGCUUUCUGAUGAGGAAGUCCUGAAGGAGAGUGGUUCAGAGCGAGAACUUGAUGGAGAGGGGGGGCAAGGCAGCGUCCUGGGGGAGGAGGAGGAGGAUGCCACCAGGGGACUGAGCCACGGUGAAGAGGAGAACCACUCGGAUGAAGAAGACCGCCUGAGCGAGACCAAGUCUCCGGAGUCUGACAACAACGAGCAGAGUGGGGAGCUGAAGAGCCCUCCCCCAGGGAAAGGGGAGGAGGAAGACCACACAAAUGACCUCGGGGAUGAAGCAUCCUCUGUCACCCGUGAGCUGGAUGAGCACGAGUUGGACUACGACGAGGAGGUUCCUGAGGAACCCAGUGCUGCUGCCGCGGAGGAGGACGGGGAGAAAGCUGCCGGUGAGGAUGAUGAGGAAGAGGAGAAAGGAGAUGAUGCCCCUGAAGAUGAGAAAAAAUCCAGCAGCAAAAGCGAUGACGAAAAGGACGGGCAGGAUCCCCUGAAGGAGAAGAAGAAAGAAGAAGAUGAUGGAGAGAUUGAUGAUGGAGAAAUUGAUGAUGAUGACUUAGAAGAAGGAGAAGUCAAAGACCCCAGUGACAGGAAAGUGAGGCCACGUCCCACCUGCAGGUUCUUCAUGAAAGGUCACUGUACUUGGGGCAUGAACUGUCGAUUCAUUCACCCCGGUGUGAAUGACAAAGGAAACUACUCCUUGAUCUCCAAACCUGAGCCCUUCUCCCCAAAUGGUGCUCCUCCCAUCGGCCCUCACCCACUGAUGCCAGCCAACCCUUGGGGAGGACCUGUUGUUGAUGAAAUCUUACCUCCACCCCCUCCAGACCCUCCCACAGAAAGUGCCUGGGAGAGAGGACUCCGGCAUGCAAAAGAGGUAUUAAAAAAGGCAACGAUGAGGAAAGAGCAGGAGCCUGACUUUGAGGAGAAGAGGUUCACCGUGACCAUCGGGGAGGACGAGAGGGAGUUUGACAAGGAGAACGAGUUUUUCCGCGACUGGAAUUACCGCAUCACCCGCGACGUCAGAGACCCAGCGGAGGUGGACAUCAAAGAAAACAUUAACUAUGGGCUUGAUCCCUAUACAGAUCCCUAUUAUGACUAUGAAAUAGAACGGUUCUGGCGUGGUGGGCAGUAUGAGAAUUUCAGGGUUCAGUACACAGACCCCGAUCCAUACCGUAACUACAGAGUAAGUAAGGAAAGAGAACGAGAACGGGAG
Merops nubicus (carmine bee-eater) is the source of this 1254-nucleotide messenger RNA. Its product is annotated as zinc finger CCCH domain-containing protein 18-like. The transcript has 8 exons. The record is from RefSeq and is a predicted model, not a curated record. Lineage: Eukaryota; Metazoa; Chordata; Aves; Coraciiformes; Meropidae. The annotation marks the transcript as partial. Gene Ontology annotation, molecular function: metal ion binding.